Molecule: messenger RNA, 4673 nt
Organism: Prosopis cineraria
Lineage: Eukaryota; Viridiplantae; Streptophyta; Magnoliopsida; Fabales; Fabaceae
Exons: 27
Coding region: 174-4169 (1331 amino acids)
Source: RefSeq, a predicted model, not a curated record
GUUGAAACAUUAAAAAAUAAAAACGGGGCACUAUUCUUGCAUUUUGUUUCUGGCCUCGUGCAUUCAAAUCUCGUUUCUCCCUCUUCUUCCAAACCCUAGAUUACACUUACAUGAUUGGUUCGUGCUGGUGAUUUCCAUGUAAAAUUUACGAAUUGUGAUCGUUUUCUUCGGCAAUGGUGGGAAAAAUAGACGCCACUUCGCGGGAAAAGCUUGUGAGUCUCGUGAACUCGGUUAAGUUGGCCAUGGACAUUCCAUCCAAGCUCGAUUACUUGCGGCAACUGAAGGUAGAAUUGCCUCAAGAAGACCCCGUUUUGCUCACCGAGUUUCUUCCGUGUCUCUUCGAGUUUCAGUCCGAUCGUUUCAGUCCAGUUCGCAAAUUUGUCACGGAGAUGCUUGGUGAAAUUGGAUCUAAAAACACAGAGUUCUUGCCUGAUAUUAUACCGGUGCUCAUUGCUGUUUUGGAUGAUGAUACACCCGCUGUUGUUCGUCAAGCUAUAUCAUGCGGAAUUGAUUUAUUUCAUUCCACUCUUGAGAAAAUUGCAAUACAGGGUUUAUACUCAAGUGAUCUGGACAUUGCACUUGAAUCUGCAUGGACAUGGAUGUUAAAGUUCAAAGACAAAGUACACUCACUUGCUUUUCAACAUGGUAGUGGUGGUGCAAAGUUGCUGGCCCUGAAGUUUGUUGGAGCAGUUAUUCUUCUAUACACACCAGAUCCAAAUGGUUCCUCAGAGCCCCCUCCUCAUCAAGGAAGGCUUGUGGAGUUUAACAUAUCAUGGAUUCGCAAGGGUCAUCCUGUACUCAACUUUAAAGAUUUGUCAAUUGAUGCUAGUCAUAGUUUAGGUCUCCUGCUUGAUCAACUCAGGUUUCCAACUGUGAAUUCUCUCAGUAACUCGGUGAUUGUUGUGCUAAUUAACAGCCUUUUAGCGAUUGCAAAAGACAGGCCUGCCUUCUAUGGCCGCAUCUUGCCAGUUUUGCUUGGUUUGAAACCGUCAAGCUCUGUUGUUAAUGGGAUCCGUGUAACAGCAGUACAUCAUGCGUUGAAAAAGGCCUUUCUCACUUGCUUGAAAUGUACACAUCCAAGUGCUGCUCCGUGGAGAGAACGUUUAGCUGGUGCCCUGGAGGAAAUGCAGUCUGAAGGGAUGGCUGAUCAGGUGUUCCACCAAGUCUCUGAGAUUAAUGGAAGUAUAAAGAAAGAGAAAGAUGACGAUCUAGAUAUUAAGGAAGAAAAACCAGCAUCACUUUCAUUUGAUUCAUUGCACACUAAUUUAGGGAGGAAACGAUUAGGAUCACAGGAUGGAGGUGAUUUAGCUGAAGAUGAAGAUGUUCCUGAAAAACGGUCCAAAACGACAACCAUUGUCUCAGAACCCAAGAAAGAGUUAGAUGAAAGCACAAGAGUGUGUUGGGACAACAAUGCUUCAACUGUACCACGUUCAUCAAGAAGAGAAGUGGAUAAUGGACCUGUUCAGCAACUUGUUGCAAUGUUUGGUGCUUUAGUUGCUCAGGGUGAAGAAGCCGUUGCACCUUUGGAGAUUCUUAUUUCCAGUAUCUCCUCAGACUUGCUAGCUGAGGUGGUAAUGGCUAAUAUGUGUAACCUACCUCCAAAUAAUCCAAGUGCUGAAGGAGAUGAUGAACCACUGCAUGACAUUAGUAUAACUGGUUCUGAUGGCAAGGCUAAAUAUCCAUCAUCAUUUGUAGAUUGCGUAAUGUCGCUUUCUAGUACAUUCCCAUCAAUAACUGUACUUCUUGACGCUAAUCAAUCAAUAUCCAAUGAGGUGAAAUCUCAAGGGGAGGAAGAAAUUUCUGCAACUGGAGUGGAUAAUAAUGCUGUGCAUUCUGGAUUGAAUCCUUCAUCUGAAAAUGUGAUGCUGCCCUCUGAUUUUCCAUCUUCUGAUGCCAAAAUACCUGGAAUGGAGAGUGUGAACACAGGUGUCCCUUCUGACAUCCAUGAUGUGGGCAAUUUAGAGAGUGGAAUACCUGGCCUGGAUUCUUUUGGUCGUAAUGUUGCCUUGUCAGAAACUGUAGCUGGUUCCUCAUUGGCUUCCUCUGAUAUAGAAGAAGCCAGUCAAGAACAAGUUAUGGGUUUUGGUCAAAAAUCACCCCUGAACAUUGUUACAUCAAUAUCAACAGAUAGGUCCGAGGAGAUAAGCCCAAAAGCAGCUGUUACGGAUGUAAAUAGUGUGGUGUCAUCAGCAGCACCUUCUGACAGGUCAUCUCGGUUGGUUCUGCCAAAGAUGAUUGCACCUGUUGUUGACCUUGCAGAUGAACAGAAGGAUAAUUUGCAAAAAUGGGCUUUUAUUCGUAUUAUUGAUGCUUACAAGCAAAUAUCAAUAGCUGGAGGAUCAAAAGUUCGAUUUUCAAUACUUGCUUAUCUAGGAGUUGAGCUUCCCUUGGACCUAGACCCAUGGAAACUAUUACAAAAGCAUGUCUUGGUUGAUUACACAAGUCAUGAGGGACACGAGUUGACUUUGCGUGUCCUCUACAGGUUAUUUGGUGAGGCUGAAGAGGAGCCUGAUUUCUUUUCUUCUACAACAGCUGCUUCUGUAUAUGAAACAUUCCUCCUAACAGUGGCAGAAGCACUAAGAGAUUCUUUUCCACCUUCUGAUAAAGCCUUUAGUAGAUUGCUUGGUGAAGCUCCUUAUUUGCCAAAUUCAGUUUUAAAAGUUUUGGAGAACAUGUGUUCUCCUGGAAAUUCAGAUAAAGUUGAAAAGGAGUCACAGAGUGGGGAUAGAGUUACCCAGGGCCUUAGUGCUGUAUGGAGUUUGAUUCUGCUGAGGCCACCUAUUCGAGAUACCUGCUUGAAAAUUGCUCUGCAGAGUGCAGUACAUCAAUUGGAGGAAGUGCGGAUGAAGGCAAUACGUCUGGUGGCAAAUAAACUUUAUCCUUUAACAUCCAUUUCUCAUCAAAUAGAAGAUUUUGCAAAGGAAAUGCUGUUAUCAGUGAUGAGUGGUGAUGCAUCUGAAACUGCUGACAGUGAAGGAUCUGUUGCUGAAACACCAAAGGGACCUGAUAAUGAGAAGUCUUUGAUUGAACCAUCAUCGGUGAGUGGCAACAGUAAGGAUUUCUGCUCUGAUAAUCACCAGUCAUGUACACCUGAAAGUGUCUUGCUGGUUUCUGUCUCUGAGGCUCAGAGAUGCAUGUCAUUGUAUUUUGCUCUGUGCACCAAGAAACAUUCUCUCUUUCAGCAAAUAUUUGUAAUCUAUAAAAGCACAUCAAAAGCAGUCAAGCAGGCAGUUCAUCGUCAUAUCCCUAUACUAGUUCGUACUAUGGGCUCAUCUCCAGAUCUCCUUGAAAUUAUUUCAGACCCCCCACAUGGAAGUGAGAACCUCCUAAUGCAGGUGUUGCACACACUUACUGAUGGGACAGUCCCUUCAAGGGAUUUAAUAUUUACUAUCAAAAGAUUACAUGAUUCAAAAUUCAAGGAUGCGGAGGUUCUUAUUCCUGUAUUGGCAUAUCUUCCAAAAGAUGAGGUUAUGCUGGUCUUUCCUCACAUUGUAAAUCUUCCUCUGGAUAAGUUCCAAGUUGCACUUGUUCGCAUGUUACAGAAAUCAUCAAAUUCUGGUCCAGUGCUUACUCCGGCUGAAGUAUUGAUAGCUAUUCAUGGAAUUGAUCCUGAAAAGGAUGGAAUUCCCUUGAAGAAGGUCACAGAUGCAUGCAAUGCUUGCUUUGAGCAGCGACAGAUUUUCACUCAAGAAGUUCUUGCCAAAGUUCUGAAUCAAUUGGUCGAGCAAAUACCUCUUCCUUUAUUGUUCAUGCGGACUGUAUUGCAAGCUAUUGGUGCUUUUCCGACACUGGUGGACUUUAUAAUGGGUAUUCUCUCUCGUCUUGUGGGAAAACAGAUCUGGAAAUACCCAAAGUUGUGGGUGGGAUUCUUGAAGUGUGCACAAUUAACACAACCUCAGUCAUUUAGUGUAUUGCUUCAGCUACCUCCAGCACAACUGGAAAAUGCUUUAAACAGAUCUGCAGCACUUAAGGCACCAUUGGUAGCUCAUGCUAGUCAGGCAGAUAUCCAAUCUUCACUACCCAGGUCCGUGUUGGUUGUUCUGGGAAUUGCAUCAGAUCCUCAGGUUUCAAGUCAGCCACAAACUAGUCAAACACAGACAAGUGAGACAGGCAACUCCGAGAAGGAUACGUUGACAGAAAAAUCCAAAGAAUCUUCUACAGCUAGCUGACUUGUUAAGUAAUUAUGUUGAGUGAUUAGACUCUGCUGAGGAAGAUUCUUCAUGCCGCCCUCCAGUGUGUGCAUGUUGCUGCCGGGAUUUAUUCUGCAGAAUUUGACCUGCGAACAACACUUCAGAAUAGAUCAUGACCAUUAGAGGUAUACAUGUACAUGUGGUCUGCACAAAAUUUCUCGUGUGCAAGUCAAACGGGAAGCUUCAUCCACAUGGGUGUAGAUUAUCCUGUAGAUUCUCAGCUAUGAGUAUGAAAAAACAGAACUUGUAAUCAGAUGCAUAAAAAGUUGGGCCAUGCCCCAUGAGCUCUAUCCUCUUCCAGGUGUAUAUUUACAUUAGGAAUCAACCAACAAGCUCAAAUGUUAGCGUCCAUCGCAAUUUUGGAGGUGGAAACAAUGUAUCUUGCACUGUGUUGUAUCAUAUUUUCAUUCGUAUAUUCAAUUCCGGUUUUGCCUUGGGAGCGAACAAUUUGAAUGGUUAUUGAUGUGUAUAUUUUUACGUUAA